AGUCAUUGGGCCAGCUGGAUCAGUGUCAUUGGGCCAGCUGGAUCGGUGUCAUUGGGCCAGCUGGAUCAGUGUCAUUGGGCCAGCUGGAUCAGUGUCAUUGGGCCAGCUGGAUCAGUGUCAUCGGGCCAGCUGGAUCAGUGUCAUCGGGCCAGCUGGAUCAGUGUCAUUGGGCCAGCUGGAUCAGUGUCAUCGGUCCAGCUGGAUCAGUGUCAUUGGGCCAGAUGGAUCAGUGUCAUCGGUCCAGCUGGAUCAGUGUCAUUGGGCCAGAUGGAUCAGUGUCAUUGGGCCAGCUGGAUCAGUGUCAUUGGGCCAGCUGGAUCAGUGUCAUCGGUCCAGAUGCAUCAGUGUCAUGGGGCCAGCUGGAUCAGUGUCAUUGGACCAGCUGGAUCAGUGUCAUGGGGCGAGGCUCAGAGAAAGUGCUAGUGCCCAGUGUCUUCUUCAUUGACGAGAAAUCUCCGCGUCAUUGUUCCAGCGGCAACAUGGAGGACGGCGAUAAGCUCCUGGCCCCGCCCCCUUCUUUCGGCAGCCAUUUUGAGAGGACAAUCACUGUUGUCAGGGGCAACCGUAGCCUUGGCCUGACAGUGAGUGCUAUGAAGGACGGCUCAGGGAUGUUGAUCCGGUCAGUGGUCCGUGGAGGGUCUGUCUGUCAGGACGGGCGGCUGGGCGUCGGGGACACUAUCCUGGCUGUUAACGGAGAACCCAGCACCAACCUGACCAACGCUGUGUGCAGAGCCAUGCUGAGGAGACACUCUGUUACAGGUUCAGAUAUGAGUGUGACAUUCAUCCCUUCGUUUCUGGUAGAGGAGCACCGUGCGUCCAUGGCCCAGCAGCCUCUGUCAUCCAUCAUGGUGGACGGCCCCUCACCCUGCCCCCUGACACCCUCCCCUACCCCUCCUGGAGGUCUAACCCCUUCCCCUACCCCCCCUGGAGGUCUAACCCCUUCCCCUACCCCCCCUGGAGGUCCAACCCUUUUCCCUACCCCUCAUGGAGCCCCAGAUACAGCCUCAACAGUCCCAACUCCAGGUCCAGCUACAGCCCCAAGGCCUCAAGGCCCUUCUCUACCCAGACCUGUAGUAUCAGUUACAAGUACAGCUCCAGCCUCAACGCCAACCAAAGGCCCACCCAGACCCCCACCCCCAGACAAGAGUCCGAUCCCUAAACCCCCACCCUCACCCGUACCAAUGAAGGAGAGGAGUGGUUUGGAUGGAGUGAGAGAGGAGGAGAAGAACGUGGAGAGGAAGCGAGAGGAGGAGGAGGAGGAGGUGAGAGAGGAAGAAGAGAGAGAGGAUGAGAUGUUGGUUUAUCCUACUAACCUCAGUUGGGCUCAACCUAGAAGGGUCAAGUUGAUGCGUUCCUCAGGCCAGUCUCUGGGCAUCAGUAUCAUGGGAGGGAGAGGGAUGGGCAGCAGGCUGAGCAGUGGAGAGGUGAUGAGAGGAGUGUUCAUUAAACACAUCACACCAGACAGCCCUGCUGGACACAACGGUACCCUGAAGACUGGAGACAGGAUACUGGAGGUAGGAGGCAUGGAUCUGAGAGAUGCCAGCCAUGAGCAGGCAGUGGAGGCCAUCCGUAGUGCUGGAGACCCUGUUGUCUUCCUGGUACAGACUGGACAACACACAUCACAGUCGUCUCCUGUGCUCUCCAACCAUGAGAGACAAGCCUCAGCAUCACACAGGGGCUCACCGAACAACAGGAUGCCAGAGAGUCACAGUGGUCUGUUCCUUCGUCUCUCCCCCGCCAACCCCUUCACCCCUACUCCCUUUAAGGUUUCCGACAGCCAAUAG
Oncorhynchus gorbuscha (pink salmon) is the source of this 1784-nucleotide messenger RNA. RefSeq names its product protein scribble homolog. The transcript has 10 exons. Gene Ontology annotation, molecular function: protein binding. The record is from RefSeq and is a predicted model, not a curated record. The annotation marks the transcript as partial. Lineage: Eukaryota; Metazoa; Chordata; Actinopteri; Salmoniformes; Salmonidae.